Messenger RNA from Malassezia globosa CBS 7966, 5277 nucleotides. RefSeq lists its product as uncharacterized. The transcript has a single exon. The record is from RefSeq and is a predicted model, not a curated record. NCBI's taxonomy places the organism in Eukaryota, Fungi, Basidiomycota, Malasseziomycetes, Malasseziales, Malasseziaceae. Gene Ontology annotation, biological process: protein import into nucleus; mRNA export from nucleus. Bases 1 to 5277 code for a protein of 1758 amino acids. Gene Ontology annotation, cellular component: nuclear pore. Gene Ontology annotation, molecular function: structural constituent of nuclear pore.
AUGCACUCGCCGCCCGGCAUCAGUCGGUACGCGCCGAGCUCGCAUCAACAGCACUUGCGUUGGAACGAGCCAAUGCGGGUGAACAUGCUAUCAAGGUUCGUGGGUUUCCCAUGUACUGACAAGCAGCUCCGCACACGCGCUUUGGAACAGGAGUUAGCGCUUGCACAAAAUAACGCAGAGUGGUCACGUAAUGAACUUUCACGAGAACGCGAGAGCGCGGCCAAGUCUCGAGCAGAGCUCGUCAACCGCGCCGUGCAAGCUGAGUCAUCUCGCGAUGUUGCAGAGAAGGCGCGAGCAUCGUCAGCUGCACAACUUUCGCAGGCUGAGCAAAUCCUCCGUGAAACACAGUCGCGAUAUACGGACGCAGUCCAUGCCAUGGCUGAGUUACGUGGGCGUCUUGCGACACAGGAAAACGAUGCAAAAAUGUCGCAAUCAGCAGCUGAGCAAGCCAUUGACCUCGCCGAGGCGCGUGUUCGUCGCGCCGAACACCGAGCGAAGGAGCUCGAGGCCAGCUGCGAUGCGAUUAUGUCUGAAUGUGCGGCGCGUGAGCGGGCAGUGCGCCUCGAGGCGGACGAAGCACUCGCCAAACUAGACUCACUAGAGCAAGAAAAAACGGCUGUUCAAGACGCCUUGGAUCACCUCGCUGGCGCACUCGGCGUCGAUGAUGCCCUGUCCGGCACCAUGACUGCCACUCCGUCACGUGCCGCAUCCUUUGCUGCGCAGGUGCAGCAAGACGGAAAGAAGUUCAGUGACGUGUAUGUGGACUUGCUGCGUGUGCAGGAGGAGCUACGCCGCGAGUCUGAGGAGCGGGGCCGCCUGGAGGGCGUGCUAGCCGAAGUCAUGGCGGAUCUCGAUGCUCAUGCACCGCAGCUCAAGGCACAGCGUGCUGAGGCAAUGCAGCUACGUGCAGAUCUUGACUCGGCACUCAGUGAGCUGCAGGAUGCCCGAGAUGCUAGGAUGCAAGCUGAGGGCUCGGCACAGGAUCUGAGCGCUGAGCUGGAGCGUGUGCGCCGUGAGCAUGUGCUGGAAGCGCAGCAGCUGGAAGACGCCACGUCCCAGGUCCGUACAUUACUGCGGGAAACAAUUCUCCUGAAGGAUCCAUCAGCUGCUGAGCGACUGAGCGAAGACGGCAUCGCUGGAGCAGGCGGUGACCCGUCUCAGCGCGCAUCCAGUGAUAUCCAGGACGUUAUUACAGAAGAGCUCGUUACAUUCCGCUCGCUUUCUGAGCUGUGUGCACAGAACCAACGACUCCUACAGGCCGUUCGUGAGCUUGGGCAGCGUCUCGAGGCGCGCGAUCCACGCGACGCCGAACUGCGAGACGCAGCUGAUAUGCUUGAGCGUGUGUCUGAAGAGCUGCGAUCUGAGCGUCAAGCGUUGGCUACUGUCGAGCGAGAACGCGAUCUCUACAAGAAUGUCUGUACGGCACGUGGUUUGGAUGCCCACGACAAUGGGUCGUUGCAUGCGCCUGAGCCUGGGCCGGCGCCGUCACCGGUGCCGCCGGUGCCGCCGACUGUGCUGGCAGACCUGAGUCGCGAAGCUGCCGCGCGUGCCGCUGCCGAAGAACGUAUUCACAUGCUGCAAGAAGCGGUCAAGUUCCACGAGUCACGCCUUGCAGACGCCAUGGCACACACCGAGCGUGUUCAGGCCGUGUUGGAUCGCCGCGAUGCCGCUUUGCGCGAUAUGGAGCAAGCGCUCGCAGCAAGCCGUGCCACUGAGCAUGACUACCACACGCGUCUAGCGGCUCGUGAUGCUGAGCUGCGUCUCGUACUUGAGCAACGGGAUGGGCUGCUUCAGGAGAACACGCGACUGGGCGAAGCACGUGCUGAGGCUGAGGCUGCAGCUCGGAGCGCGUACAGUGCUGGCGUCACUCACUCGUCUGAGCAUGCGGCCCAUGUUGAGCGUCUGCAGCGAGAGCUUGCCACACUGCAAGUCGCUGCAACAACGCAUGAGACGCGACUCGCCGAGGCGCGAGCUGAGGCGACACAUGCGUCAUUGCGCCGCGAUAUCGAGACGCGCGAAUUGCGUGAACGUCUAGAGACCCUCGCACAGCAGCAUGCAGCUGCUCGCGAGGCCUUGGCAACGGCUCAGUCAGAUGCUCAGCACCAGGAACGCCGUGCCGCAGACGUGAGCCAGCAACUUGAGCAUGCGCGACAGAUGGCGUCGCUGCUUGAAAAGCAGCAUGCGGCUGCGGAAGAGAGCCGCCGCGCAGCUGUGGCCAAAGCGCUGGGUUGCGCCUCUGAUUCACAGCUGCCGCCAGAGCGGCAACUAGAGAUGGAGCUGAGUGACGUGCGCCGUGGACGCGCGGCUGCUGAAGCUGAUACCCUCGCUGCUAAGGCAGCAUUGGCCGAGGCACAGAGCGCGCAGGCGCGCACAGCGGCGGAGCUUGAGCAGCUGAAACAGGAACUAACAAAUGCACAGGCUGCGAAGCAAGCUGCUAUGGCCGAGAAGGACAAGCUGUCGGCAGAGUGGCAGGCCCGGCUUGAUGAUGUGGAGGGCAAGCUGAAGGACGCUGCUUCACGUUCUGAGGAGCUCGAGAGGCAGCUGCAUGAGCAAGCCGCGGCGCAUACAACCGAGAAACGCGAGCUGGAGGAUGCUAUGGCCGGACUGCAUGAUGCAGAGACGAAUGCAGCUACGGAGCAAGUGUCGGCUUGGGAUGAAGUACGCAGGUUCUCUGCGCAGGCAAAGGAGGCAUCGCUGCGUGCGGACGAAGCAGCACAGGCACACGCUGCCGCCAGGCAAGAGGCCGAGAAUGCACGGGAAGAGCUACAGCGCGUCCGUGAUGAAGCCGAGAAACUGCGGAAGGCCAAAGACAUUUUGUCUGCAGAGCACAAUCGUGCCGUGCUUGAUGCACAGGAGAAAGUCCUGGCACUUGAGAAGAGUGUCGAGACCCUGCGCACGGAGCGAGACGAGGUGCAGCAACAGAAUGACCAGCUCCAUGAACAUCUCGAGGCUGUUAGCAGACAGGUUGCCUUGCUCGGUUCACAUGCAUGGAAUGGCAAAGUCGAAGAUGCCAUGCAAGAGGCAGACGCCGCUGACGAGGCUAAUACAACCACUGACACACCUCAUGGUGAAGUCCCCGCCGCUUCUGCUGUUCCCAGCAAGGGCGAACUACAAGUGAUCCGCUAUUUGCGCCGCGAGAAAGAAGUCCGCGAACUCGAACGAGACAUGGCCGUGCAGGAACGUGCUCGUGUCGAGCAGAUGCUCGAGACGACGAAACAAGCGCUCGAGUCAUGUCGAGCUGAUCUUGCACAGCAGCGUGAGUCGUCGCAAAGUCCCAGCGCACAAUACACCGAGCUGCUGGACAAGAUCAAUCAGCUCAGUGCAUUGCGCGAACACGUUACGACACUCGGUGAGGCAAAGCUCGCCGUCGAAGCCCGCAAUCAGACACUCGAAGCACAACUCAAGCAGGCGCAGACAGAAGUCCAGCCAUUCCGCGAGCAGCUGCAGCGGGCGCAGGUCGAACUCGAGACCUCGCAGAGCCGACUACGUGUUGUGCAAGAUGACGUAACUCGUUGGAAGACUCGCGCCUCUGGCUUACUGCAAUCCAGUGGCGUGGAGGAGGAACUUAAAAAGGUCGAGAAGGAACGUGCGGAGGCCCAGCAGCAGGUCCAGGCCGCUAAGAACGAGUUGGCAUCCGAGACGGAGAGACUGUCCACUGAGCUGCAGGCCGCGAACAAGCGCUUUGAACAACUUCGUGAACAGGUGCGCGCGCGCAUUACGCAAGAGCGACGCGCUGUCGCAGAGGCGGUGGAGCGUGCCAAGCAGCUCGAAAAAGAUAUGGCCUCUCAGGCACAAGUGGCCGACGACGAGAAGAAGGCGUUGCAGGCCAAGCUGGAUGAACUUUCGUCGGCACCAAUCAAAACCGAGUCAGAUCAGCAGAAGGACGACGCGCCUGCCACGGUGCCGACCAACCCCACAUCUAGCUCUGAACCCAACACGACUGGCACUGCCGCUAGCGUUGAGACUCCUCAACCGGUCGCUCGUGCAGAUGCCCAUCCUGACUCGACGUCCAACCAAGAAGCUCCAAAGCAGGAAGAACAGGCUGCAUCCGGUCCCGCGCCUGCCACUUCAACAUCCGAAACUCCUGCUCAAGAAACCAAGGACAACGCCAACACGCCCGGGAAGCCCGAGCAGGAGUCAGCUUCCCAACCUGCGCCCACGAGGCAGGGUGAGUCCUCCACAGCCCCAUCAUCGGUCGGCACACCUUCGCUGGAGCAGCAACUGCAGGCAAAAGUGGAGGAAUGCGAGAAACACAAGCACUUUGCUCGGACGUUCCUGAAGGAGAAGCGAGCUGCUGAAGCGCAACUCAAGACCCUGUCGGAGCAGUUGGCCUCUGCGCAAUCUGAAUCAUCAAAUACACCGCAAAAACAAGAAUCAGAUACAGGCGAGCCGGCAACGACGUCAUCUUUGCAGGCACGUAUUGCCGAACUUGAAGAUCUCUUGUCCAAAGCUCAGGCCCAGGUUUCUGAACUCGAGAAAGAAGUGGCUCGUAUCAAGGACGAGGGUGCGAAGGCGUUGGCUGCGAAAGAGGAAGAGCUCAAGACGCUACGUGCUGGUCCAGAAGCGGCUAUCUCAGCGAAGGAGGCCGAGCUACAAGCCCAUUACCAGCCGCUUCUCCAAUCCCGCUAUGAGGACGGCAAGCGUGAAGCGGCUUUACGCAACCAGAUCAUGAUCAGUCAGCGCGAUAAAAAGAUUACGAAUCUCUCGAAUGAGAUCAAUCAGCUCAAGUCUCAACUUGGCCUCGAUCCAUCUAUACCGAAGGAGUCGACUGCCUCCAAUGAUCCACCCAAGCAGGAAACGUCCAAGCCUGCUCUGAAACAGAUGGGUACAGAUUCUUCGAGUAACGCUUCGAAAGAUACGAAGAAGGACUCCGCCAAAAACACAUCAACAGAAGCCGACAAAGACACCUCAAAGACUGCUCCGAAAGACCAAACUUCUACCGAGAAGAAAGAAGUCAUAGGCAACCGUCCGGCCGUCGUCCGAGGUGGUGCCACAUCUGCGCGUGGUGGCCGUGGCGGCGGCGCGCCUAAACCUGUGCCGAUCCGCACAGCGGAUGUCGGCGUUACCUCAAUCCGAGGCGCUGCAGCUUCUAGAGGGACUGCUGUGCGCGGACGAGGUGGUAGUACAUUGGCUGUCGCAGGCGGAGCAAAACGCAAGCGUGAACUGAAUGCGUCAACGUCGAGUGAGAACGAGACGAAACCACCAGCGGCGAAGCCAACCUCAACGAAGAAGUCGCGGGCUGAGAACAAGAAUCCUCCUGACUCAAACUCUUCGUAA